AUAAACAACCCGAAACGACGACGAGAGGUGGAGCCGCUGCGCUGACAACUGUCAAAAGAGCCUUCCUGAUAAGACGAGCCCUUCCGUCCUCAAAGCAUCUCGUCCUAGCACGUUAGAAUCCGUUAUAUCCACAUAACUGAAGUGAGUAUUCCGUAUCCCGUGAGUGUACAACGUCUCUGUCGCUAUUCUGUUAUCGCGAAGCCGUUUCGGAUGAGCGGUUCGCACUUUGGCAGGUUUUGACAAGACUGCAUGUCUUCCUGGAGACCCACUGAGAAGAGAUGUCAAGGCGAAGCACAAGGUUAGUGACCAAAGGGACGCCCGUCCCUGAUGAUGACGCUGCCAGUACGAGCUCUACCGGAUCUACUGGUCACAUCUCUUACAAAGAGAGCCCGACGAGGAUCUUCAAGAAGAGGACCGGUCGCAAGAGCACAGGUAGUGUUUCCCGGAAUUCAAGUCGCGCGAGCAGCGUGAGCCAGAUGUUGACUGGGCAGCGCGGUGAAUUCACUGCCACAGAGAAUGAGAAUGGCAUGUCCUUUGCUACUCAGGGAUUUUCCUCUGGAUAUUCCUCAGCUGAGGAGCAUUAUGAACAAACCAUAAAAUCAAACCCUAGUUCUACCCAGUCUGCAGCUGAACAAUCCUUUGUCGUGUGGGACGUGUUUCACUCUCCAGCUCAGGCUCUGGUUAUGUUCUACUGGUGGCUGGGAAGUUCAUGGUACAGCCUGACCUCUCGACUGUCUCUGAUCAAUGUGUUUCUGCUUAGCAGAUGCACAACAGAUAUGAGAAAGGCUGUCCUACUGGUCCUCCUUCUCAUCUUUCUCAUAUUUGGAUUAUGGUACUGGUUCCCGUUUGCUUCUCGUUCUCCUCCUCAUGAGAGUGUUUCCAAGCCUCCACCUGUUAAACACAUAGACAGACCUGUGAAAGAAGCUUUUGAUCAUCUCCAACAUGCCAGUCUGUCUAACUUGAAGGAUGAGAUCACCAGCUUAUAUGAAAGGGAGGCAAACCUUAUGAGAGACAUUGAACUGCUGAAGAUGGAAAGCAUGAAACAUAAGGCCAAAUCUGAGAUGAUGCAAACUGAUCUGAAGGCUAUGAAUGACCAAAUGAGGAAUGAUGAGUCUGAACACAAGCAGCAGAUUUCUAGCCUGAAGUCCAGCAUCUCAAUCCUUCAGUCGGCCCAAGACCUCCUCAAGGAAAGAGUUGAUGCACAAGACACUGCUAACAACAACCUGAGAGCAGAGCUAUCCGACUGGCUUAUAAAACACUUGAAAGAUCCAAGCUCAUUGGAAACGACCAUAGUGCUCCGUCCUGAGCUGCAGAGGGCGCUGGAGGAUCUGGAGAAGAGGAUACUAGACAAACUAGCGCAUGAGAAAGAAAGCAGCCGAGAUGUCUGGAGGACUGUGGGAGAGACGCUGCAACAGGAAGGAGCUGGAGCCGCCUCUAUACAAGAUGUUAAACAAAUCGUCCACAGGGCAAUUAGUCUGUACAGGGCGGAUGGGAUUGGAUUGGCGGACUAUGCCUUGGAAUCUUCUGGUGCCAGUGUGCUCAACACCCGUUGCUCAGAGACGUAUAAGACCAGAUCUGCCUGUCUGAGUUUAUUUGGCAUCCCUCUCUGGUAUCAUUCAGAAAGUCCUCGGACUGUUAUACAGCCAGAGCUGUAUCCUGGAAAGUGUUGGGCAUUCCGAGGCUCCCAGGGUUUCCUAGUAAUCGCGCUGUCUUACCCAGUGAGAAUCACCCAUGUGUCACUCGAACACCUUCCCAAAGAGCUCUCACCGACGGGCCGCAUUGACAGCGCACCUAAGGAUUUUGCUGUCUAUGGUAUGUCUGAUGAGACUGAAGACGGAAAGUUGCUUGGGACGUUCACAUACGACCAGGAUGGAGAGCCCAUUCAGACUUUCAAGCUUCCGGAAGUGUCAGAGAUCUACAGCAUGACAGAGCUGAGGAUCUUGAGCAACUGGGGUCACCUGGAAUACACCUGCGUGUAUCGCUUCAGAGUUCACGGAGAACCUUCGUUCCUCGACCGAGAGGAAGUGGAUCUGAAAUGAUUCACCUUUGGUUUACUCUAUGCAAAAAAAAUGUAAAGCUCAAAUGCACUGGACUCUUAAAGAAUGAAUCAGACAGCUUCCUAAUGUACGAAUACCAAAAAACGCACACAAAUGUUCGACUGAUAUCAGAAUUGAUAGUAGAUUAUUUGCCCUCUCGAAAAAUAUUUCAAUUUUGCAUUCCUCAAUGAUUUUCAAGUGUUGAUAGGAAUUUUUUUAUGAAAAGAUGUACAUUUUUAGUUGUUUAUUUAGUUAUUAAUGAUUUAUUUAAUUUUUUUCAUAAGAAGGUCAGGCUUAUAUUGUGUGCGUAAAAGUAAAUAUGGGUUAUAAAGCCGAAUGAAGGACAAAAAGUGUCAUGCUUAGCUAGAAUUACCAUAAAGCAGCAUUUGUGUUGUAUUGCUCUGCCUUUCUGUUUUAUCCUCACUGUGUUUUGUAAUGAUAGAUGGUUCUGCAAUGUCCAUCAUUGAACCAUAUACCUCUUAAGAAGCUAAUAAUAGUUGAUUGUUUAGGUAUAUAACAAUGCUGUUUUCUUUAGGCAGCAGUUUUGAUUGCACUCUGAUGUAUUAUUAUUUUCCACCCCGGCUGAUGAGUAUCGAUGAGUACUAGAAAUGUCAGAUGGUGUACAUCUCCUCUGCGGGACGGGGGAGGACUGGAGUCCAACUCAGGUUUUGGGUUUUUAAACCAAAGUGCUCUUGAACGUCCCAGAUUAUAUAGUUCUCUUGUCCUCUAUGUGUACAUAUGUGCUUGAUGAUGCAGUUUUUGCAGUGCAUUCUCAAAAUGCACACUUAAAAGGUAUAAAUAUGUGCAUUGUCUUAUUUGAUUUAUUAUUAUUUUAUUUUGGCAUCUUUCUACAUUUCUCAUUAAGCUUAACAGAGCUAUGAUGUUAAUUUGGCAAGUUUAGAUAAAGUUUCUGUCAUAUUAUUUGAUAUUAUUUUGUACGAAAUAGGAUUUUUUAAUAAAUUUGAGA
Labeo rohita (rohu) is the source of this 3003-nucleotide messenger RNA. It is a transcript of the gene sun2, whose product is annotated as Sad1 and UNC84 domain containing 2. The transcript is spliced from 18 exons. The record is from RefSeq and is a predicted model, not a curated record. Gene Ontology annotation, cellular component: meiotic nuclear membrane microtubule tethering complex; nuclear envelope. The coding region runs from base 279 to 2039 and encodes 586 amino acids. Lineage: Eukaryota; Metazoa; Chordata; Actinopteri; Cypriniformes; Cyprinidae. Gene Ontology annotation, biological process: nuclear envelope organization. Gene Ontology annotation, molecular function: protein-membrane adaptor activity.